AGGUGAGAACCUGAGCGGGCACGAAGACAGCGGUGACCACUGUGUGUAAUACUACAACUUCUACUGUCACUACUAUUACUAUUAGUACUCUUUCUUUUACUGCUGUGCGCUCUGGUAACUCACCGACAGCUCCGCGUCUUGGAGACCCCAGACUGUUGUACCAGCCGUCAAAGCGAGGAACCUCCCAGCUUUCCUCUCCGCCUGAGUCUGAUCAACACAUGGCGAGUUUGUUUUAACACUUUUUUUUCUACUUCAUCUGAGUUCAGCAAAGUGAUUUUUAUAAAGUGUAGUCUCCGUCUACUCACGUUCACUGACGAGGAGCACCAAGCCAACCACUGCGCACACACUCCAAACCUGUUUACGCACAUCCAUUGAUGCGAGAGAUGGUCCUGAGAUCAGACUCCUGACAAGAGCAGAGAAGAGCGUCUGAGACCUGGAGACAGGGUGAAGCGUAUCACAAACUGCAUGUGACCUGUGCCAAACGAGUGGGAAUGGUCAACAUCUGCCGAUCACACCUCUUUCCCGCAGCAUUCCGCUGAAUGCAUCCUCCUCCUAGGUGACACAAAGGAGACGGGUGGUAUAAAAGAAGUGUAUGUUCCCCUCAGCGUUCACACUUCACUUCUCCACCUCUUCCUCCUCUUCACUCCUCGUCAUUUCAACUCUCAGAAACAGGAGCCGCUAUCUGCGCAUCUGGAGGAAACUGAGAACGCCGCCUCUAACACUGUCUCCUCUGUCACAACGUCCACUCUCAGCUGUGUCUGCGAGAUCAGGAGCUAAGAUGACUUUCUACGAUGACAUUUACCCAUUCUACCCUCUACAAAGGACUUCCUUCAUCUUCAGCGGCCGCUUGUUCACCAUUAUCCUGGUCUUCCUUGUGCUCGCAGUGAGUCUUCUCCUCAUUCUGCCAGGGAUACGAGGGAAGUCGAGGCUGUUCUGGAUGUUUAGAAUAAUCAUCAGCUUGUUCAUAGGUGCAGUGAUAGUGGCUCUGAACUUUACUAACGACUGGGCCGAGGCCAGGAUGACCACGACUGCCACUUACAAGUCUUUCAGCAACGCCGUGGUCAACGCUGAGAUCGGCCUGCACGUCGGACUGUACGGCAUCAACGUCACGCUGAAGGGCAAUCCUGUUGUGCAGUUCAACGAGACCAUCGACUACAAUGAGAUGUUCAGCUGGCACGACACCAUGGAGGAAGAGUACGAGGAAGCACUGGAGAAAGGUUUACCCAAUCCCAUCCUGUAUAUCGCUGAGAAAUUCACCCUCGGCAGCCCGUGUGGACUCAUCUUCCAGUACAGAUACUCUGGACGAUACGCCUCCGCGACCCUCUGGACUGCGUUUUGCUGCUGGAUGCUUGCCAAUAUCCUGUUCUCCAUGCCGGUCAUCCAGUACGCUGGCUACAUGAUGAUGGCGACGGCCGCCUUCAUCUUCUUCUCCAUGGCCUCCUUCUCCACCAUCAUGAAUGCGCCACAGUGUGUUUUCUCCAUAGGAACCGACUCCUUCGAAACAGAGUACAGCCACUCGUUCUGGCUGGCUCUGGCCACAGGUGUCCUGUGCACCAUCAUUGGGAUCCUGGUGGUGGUGAUGGACUUCAUGAUACCAGAGAAGAUGAAGGAGGCUUUCAGUGGCGGCAUUGACAGUGAUGAAGAUGAGGAUGUAACUGAAGGGGAGGGAUACCUGAAUUCAGUUUUUCUUGAAGGAGUGACAAUUUUACCAUUGACAUCAAAAGUCACCAUGGUUCAUAUAUGAAGCCGUCCAUGUUUCCCUCGGGGGAAGUUCUCCAGCCACUACUUGAAGAUGUGUUUGUUUUAAAUACCUAAGUGAGAAUGUAAGUGUUAUGUUUGAAGUGAAGAAUUGUGAAGUUCAUUGUCAUGUUACAGUAGUUGUAAAUAAUUAUUAACUUGUAUGGGAUCCAUACAAUGUGUAUAUACAUUUAUAUGGGCAUUAUGGAUGAUGUCACUGUUUAACUCUUUGAAUGUGUAUGAAAAUGGACAAUCAUGUCUGCACAGUAAUGAUCAUGGAGUGGAGCCACCGUAUCUGGGUCCCGCCAAUAAUUAUGCUCUCAACCAAUCAUGAGUCAGUCUCAACUGUCAAUCAUGAUGUUUCACCCCAUUCUUACAGCUCAAACGUUCUAUGUACUUUUUAGUUUGGUCCAUGUCUCAUUAACUAACAUGGAGGAGGCAGGGUUCAUGAACGAUACUGCAGCCAGCCACAAGAGGGCAUUCAAGACGAUUUGGCUUCACUUUUUAGAGUCUAUGUUUCAACCCAUUUAAUUUAGCUUACUUUGACGUUUCAUAGCCAGUGCAGGAUCCCUAACCGUGCAUGCAUGUUGCUGAUGGGCACUUUAAUUUGUGCAUAGUUUCUGAGCAGCAUCACUGGUUGCAGUUUCCUUCUUUUCUUCUGAGUCCCCCACUCCUCAAAAAAUGUGAAAACACAAAAGGAAACAACCCAUGAAAGUUCAAACCAUCAAUUGCUAAACCAAGCAAACGUAUUUUAUUGUCUUAUCUGUUUGUUUUUUGCAGCAACACCUUAAUAAAUUAAAGACAAGCGAGUGUUCA
Hippoglossus stenolepis (Pacific halibut) is the source of this 2553-nucleotide messenger RNA. It is a transcript of the gene duoxa, whose product is annotated as dual oxidase 2. The transcript has 9 exons. Gene Ontology annotation, cellular component: endoplasmic reticulum membrane. Gene Ontology annotation, biological process: protein transport. Lineage: Eukaryota; Metazoa; Chordata; Actinopteri; Pleuronectiformes; Pleuronectidae. Bases 593 to 1744 code for a protein of 383 amino acids. The record is from RefSeq and is a predicted model, not a curated record.